AUGGCACUGAUGGAGAACAGCACAGAGGUGGCAGCCUUCCUCCUGCUGGGCCUGACCGACGACCCCCGCCUGCGGCUGCCCCUCUUUCUCACCUUCCUGCUCAUCUACGCCAUCACUGUGCUUGGGAACCUGGGCAUGGUCCUGCUGAUCCUGCUGGACCCGUGCCUGCACAGCCCCAUGUACUUCUUCCUCUGGAACCUGGCGCUGGUGGACUUCUGCUCCUCUUCCACUGUCACUCCCGUAGUAAUGGCUGGCCUCCUUCUAGGAGACAAGCUCAUUUCCUACAAUGCUUGUGCUGCUCAGAUGUUCCUGUUUGCAGCCCUUGUUACAGUGGAAAAUUAUCUCUUGGCUGUAAUGGCCUAUGACCGCUAUGCAGCAGUGUGCAGACCCCUGCACUACACCACCACCAUGUCCACUAGUGUAUGUGCAGGUCUUGUCAUCAGUUCCUAUGUCUGUGGCUUCCUAAAUGCUACCCUGCACACUGGGGACACAUUCAGUCUCUCCUGCAACUCCAACGUGGUCCACCAUUUUUUCUGUGAUAUUCCAGCAGUCAUGGUUCUUUCUUGCUCAGACAAACAGGUUAGUGAGCUGGUUCUCAUUUAUGUGGUGAGCUUCCACAUCUUUUUUGCCUUCUUUAUCAUCUGGACAUCCUACAUCUUAAUUUUUGUCACCAUCAUUAGGAAGCACUCAGGCACGGGAGCCCAGAAGGCCUUCUCCACCUGUGCCUCCCACUUCACUGCUGUCUCCAUCUUCUAUGGGACGAGCAUCUUCAUGUACCUGCAGCCCAGCUCCAGCCACUCCAUGGACACGGACAAAAUCGCCUCCGUGUUCUACACCAUGGUCAUCCCCAUGCUGAACCCCAUGGUCUACAGCCUGAGGAACAAGGAGGUCAAGAGUGCGCUCUUGAAGGUCAAUCGUGCAUUCAUUUUAUGGAGCAAAAAGAAUCUUUAG
Molecule: messenger RNA, 951 nt
Organism: Octodon degus (degu)
Lineage: Eukaryota; Metazoa; Chordata; Mammalia; Rodentia; Octodontidae
Product: olfactory receptor 5B3-like
Exons: 1
Coding region: 1-951 (316 amino acids)
Biological process (GO): G protein-coupled receptor signaling pathway; sensory perception of smell
Cellular component (GO): membrane
Molecular function (GO): G protein-coupled receptor activity; odorant binding; olfactory receptor activity
Source: RefSeq, a predicted model, not a curated record